Messenger RNA from Ciona intestinalis (vase tunicate), 1812 nucleotides. The record is from RefSeq and is a predicted model, not a curated record. Lineage: Eukaryota; Metazoa; Chordata; Ascidiacea; Phlebobranchia; Cionidae.
CUGGUUCAUUGUGUAGCUUGUUUUCGAACAGAAUUUGCUCCGCUUAAGCUUUAAAAGCCUACAGUUUAUAAUUGUUAAACCCUUUAACUGUUUGCGCAAAACUAAUUUUACAGCAUGACGUUUUAACCUCUUUUUACAGCACUGCCAAUACAGUUAUACAUAAACUCCGAUUCACUUUGCUGUGGAAAAUGGAAAGUGUUGGAUCUUCAACCCCAUCUUCAAUACAAAAUAUUAUUAAAAAAGCAAAAGAAGCACGAAUAAAAGAGAAAAGGGGGAAUUAUUCCGGUGAUAGCAGCUUAUUAAAACUAAGAAAAAAACGUAAAUCAAAAAGUCAGUCUUUUGUAAUGAGACAUGCAAGUGCUUUAGUUGAAAAGAACAAAACUCUUGCUCUUAUGUUGGUUCAAACAAAGAACUUAAACCGAAAAUUAGAAACCUCAAUUCAUUUACUUCAGAGAAAUCAAAUGGACAUGAUGGUUCGAAUGAAUUCGUAUAGAGUGGAAAAUGAAGCUCUGCGUGGAAAGCUGGAAACAACACAGGAUAAAUUAGAUGGACAGGCAUCAACAUUUGACAAGUUUAUUGAAGAUUUUAUGACAAUGGCAGAAGCUACGAGAGAAAAAUUAAUUUUAGAAGAUGCAAUUGAACUUUCUCAACCAGAAUUGGAACAAACUAAUAUAAACAAACCAACAUCAGCUAUUGCAGCCAAGGUUGUGAAAGACAAGUGGAAGCCGAAUUUAGAUUCAAUUAAAUCCCCGGAUGAAACUGAUCCGGAAACAGAUCCAGGGAUGUUGGAAAGUCCGCAACCUCCCAACCUUCAUCAGGUGGAAGAUCAACAAGAUGUAGAAUCUUCAAUGCUUGAACACAGUAUUGUACUCGAUACAACAGAAGAAGCAGAAGAUUCUUUUUUUCUUGGUAUUAGUCCUACAUGUAAAAAUCGGCGCUCUUCAAUUUUAACAUCCGAACCCCCAAUUCUUCAAAUGUUGUCACUGGAUGAAGAACCUUUGGAACCACCAUCAGCUGCAGAAGUCAAGAAAAGGAAAACAAUUGGUACAGUCCAUUUUGCUGAUGAAGAACAAUUAUCUGUGAUUUCUAUGGAGCUCACAAAUCCAAUUAUGGCGGAAAUAGAACUUGGAAAACCUGAAGAUCAACCACAGAAAAAAUUUAAAAAGGAUCUGAAGUCUGUGAAACGGAAACCACGAAAAAGUGUGAAGAGUAAAAAACCAUUAAAGAAAAAUGAAGAUAAAUACGCAGAUAUAAGUGCUGAUAGUUUUCUUGUGGAUUCCAACAAAAAGAUUGAGCUUGGAACAUCUGCUCGCAAAAGAGCUAUGGAAGAUAUUACGAACAUACAAGACAGUAUACGACCCCGACGCAGAAGAACGACCCCUGUUUCAUACAAGGAACCAAAGCUGACCACCAAACUACGACAAGGAGACAAGUUCACGGACGCAACCUUGUACAAGGCCAUGAAAUAAUCCCUAUUUUUGUUAAAACACUGAAUACCUGUGAAAAUGUUAUAUCCUCUUAUCCCAUGUUUUUAAACGAUAUAUAAUUUGGUAAAAUCCAAUGAAUGUUGCGCUAUCAGUAACGGGUAUUUAUUUUAUUGCUUUGGGUAGAUUUUGUUUAAAGUAAAAGUUAAAAGGUGUUGAAUUGUUUUAAAUAAAGACAUUUCUUCGUUCAUUAAUUGUAGUAUUAAAAUUUAACCAUAUUACAAAAUAAACACUUAAUUUUUCCUUCAAUAUUUAACAAAUAAGAUUAGUUUAACAUUGGCAACUUUUCAAAGUAUGAAUUAAUGUAUAAUGAAACUUCAAGACAGUG